AUGGUUUGGAAUUCAACCACCAACGAAUCUCACGCAGAAUGCGUCCCCUGUCCAAAUGGAACAAUGGUUAUAGGUGACGCUUCCAGUGUGAUGACUGUUGAACAAGCUUGCAAAUCAUGCCCUCCUGGAAUGGUGCCUUCAGAAGAUAAGGAAUGUGUCAUUGACCGCACCCCAAAUGUAACCCAUGCUUACGAUUUCACUGAAAUCUUCAGCAUGUGA
Rodentolepis nana is the source of this 219-nucleotide messenger RNA. NCBI's taxonomy places the organism in Eukaryota, Metazoa, Platyhelminthes, Cestoda, Cyclophyllidea, Hymenolepididae. The record is from the annotation of a GenBank genome assembly.